This is a messenger RNA of Monascus purpureus, 896 nucleotides long. Lineage: Eukaryota; Fungi; Ascomycota; Eurotiomycetes; Eurotiales; Aspergillaceae. The record is from the annotation of a GenBank genome assembly.
UCGCGGUUUGCGGUCUCGCCGGAACAUUCUCCUCUUGCGGUCGAUACCCCGGGCAAGGAGUGAUCAGGGAAAACGAAAGGAACGAAAAGCGUCACUCUCGGAUAAAUUCCAGUUAGUCGGACAGCACACGAGACAAUGGGCGCUGGUAGCUCCAAGCCCGAGACCUCGGAAGGGUCGAGGCAUGUUUUCUCGAGCACAUCACCCAUCCAGUUCUCCGCAAACCUCGUCGAGGCCCUCCAAACCAGCGCAGAGACGGACUCCACCCGCGCCAAAACCCUCGAACUCCAAAUCCAAGCCCGCGUAGCCCAAGAACUCGAACGCAUCCGAGCCCGCGAACAACAGACCCUCAAAGACAUCGAGAAGCGUCUCGCUGAAGCCAAGACCGCAGAUGCCCUUACGACGACCCCCGCGGCGAUAUCCACCACUUCCCCGACUCGGGGUUCACUGGACCUAGACGCCCCCCGGAUUCCCUUCGCGGGCCGUGACUCCGCCCCCGUCGCAACCGAAGGGCAGACCGUUGCCGUUGCCGUCCGUGAUAUUUCUAGGGAUAGCGUGGCGAGUGAGAUCCAGGAGCUUCGGAGUAAGCUUGAUGGGCGCAGGAAGUUGAUGGAGCUGCCUGAGGGAGUGGAGAAGGCGCGGAAUGAAGUUGUUAGCUGUUUGCGGUUGAAUGAUAGGAGGCCGUUGGAUUGCUGGAAGGAGGUCGAGGGAUUCAAGAAGGAGGUUGCUAGGUUGGAGGAGGCAUUUGUUGAUCGGAUUGUUGGGUAGAUUUUUUUCGUUUUCUGGCCCAUCUUAUGCUCAACGCAUGUAUGGAUCGAACGGAUAAGAGGGUAUGUCCUGUCGGUGUCGGGCACUUCAAGAGCUUGUCUGUCUGCUAUAUGUACCAUUGUAUAUGGAUU